This is a messenger RNA of Tachysurus fulvidraco (yellow catfish), 1766 nucleotides long. RefSeq names its product glial fibrillary acidic protein (gene gfap). The coding region runs from base 30 to 1349 and encodes 439 amino acids. Gene Ontology annotation, biological process: intermediate filament organization; regulation of chaperone-mediated autophagy. NCBI's taxonomy places the organism in Eukaryota, Metazoa, Chordata, Actinopteri, Siluriformes, Bagridae. The record is from RefSeq and is a predicted model, not a curated record. Gene Ontology annotation, molecular function: structural constituent of cytoskeleton. Gene Ontology annotation, cellular component: cell projection; cytoplasm; intermediate filament. The transcript is spliced from 9 exons.
CUCACCCACGGCCCCAUUUACCUCUCAUCAUGGAGACCCAGCGUGUCCUCUCAUCCUACCGUAAGCGUUUUGGGACUCAGAGCAGCCCUUCAACCCCACUUAUUACCAGGAGCCUCGGGCGUCUGUCCCUCCACAGCACCCCACGCCACACGGCUCUGUCCAGCCCCAGCGUGUCCCGUCUGUCCCUGGGAACUGAUAGGCUUGACUUCUCUGCCGACUCGCUACUUAAGGCUCAGUACCGUGAGACGCGCACCAAUGAGAAGGUGGAGAUGAUGGGCCUGAACGACCGCUUCGCUAGCUACAUCGAGAAAGUACGUUUCCUUGAACAGCAGAACAAGGUACUGGUGGCCGAGCUGAAUCAGCUGCGUGGGAAGGAGCCGAGCCGUCUCGGGGACAUCUAUCAAGAGGAGCUGAGGGAGCUCCGCAGGCAGGUGGAUGGCCUGAAUAAUGCCAAGGCACGGCUGGAGAUCGAGAGGGACAACCUAGCAGCUGACGUGGGCACACUGAAGCAGAGACUUCAGGACGAGACCACACUGAGACAGGAUGCAGAAAACAGCCUGAAUGCAUUUAGACAAGAUGUGGACGAGGCAGCCCUGAACAGGGUACAGCUGGAGCGGAAGAUUGAAGCCCUGCAGGAUGAGAUCGGUUUUCUGAAGAGAGUCCAUGAGGAGGAGAUGCGGGAGCUACAGGAGCAGUUGAAUGCUCAGCAGGUGCACGUGGACCUGGACGUGUCCAAGCCAGACCUGACUGCGGCACUGAGGGAGAUCCGAGUGCAGUAUGAGGCUGUGGCAACCUCCAACAUGCAGGAGACUGAGGAGUGGUACCGCUCCAAGUUUGUAGAUCUGACUGAUGCAGCCAAUCGGAAUGCUGAGGCUCUGCGACAGGCAAAGCAGGAAGCCAACGAUUACCGCAGACAGAUUCAGGCCCUGACGUGUGACCUGGAGUCUCUGCGUGGAACCAAUGACUCUCUGGAGCGGCAGCUGCGUGAGAUGGAGGAGCGUUUCUCCACGGACACGGCGGCGUAUCAGGACACGGUCGCACGUCUGGAGGACGAGAUCCAGGCUCUGAAGGAGGAAAUGGCUCGACACCUGCAGGAGUAUCAGGACCUCCUGAACGUCAAGCUGGCUCUGGACAUCGAGAUCACCACCUACAGGAAGCUGCUGGAGGGAGAGGAGAGCCGGAUCACUGUUCCUGUGCAGAGUUUCUCCAACAUACAGUUCAGAGAAACCAGCAUCGACACUAAACCACCUGAGAGUCUCGCUAAGAGAAGCAUCAUAGUACGAACCGUGGAGACACGCGAUGGAGAGAUCAUAAAGGAGUCGACCACGGAGAGGAAGGAGCUGCCGUGAGGACGAGACGUCUUCACGUCUUCUUCACUUCAUCGCUACACACAUGAGAAAUAACAUGAACACUAAACUGACAUCUUAAUAAAGCAGUUCCACCGAUUAAACCGUGAACAUUAACACCGUUACACAUCCGUUUAGUCCUCACUAACAUCUCAUUAACACACAAACCCUCAGUGUUUAUAACACCGAGAUGAAAAUGGCUACUGAGGAAGAAAAGAAUUAAAAAAUGAUUGUAUCAUCUGAUUGUAUCUAAUCAAAGGGAUGAAGUUAGAUAAGUUUGUUCCUGGUGAUGGGGGUUUCAUUCAUUCAUUCAUUCAUUCAUUCAUUCAUUCAUUUUCUACCGCUUAUCCGAACUUCUCGGGUCACGGGGAGCCUGUGCCUAUCUCAGGCGUCAUCGGGCAUCGAGGCAGGAUACACCCU